AUGCCAGCUGUUAAGCAUAAGAAAUCCGCAUCAGACAUAUAUUUCGGCCUUAUGGAUAGUAUAUCAAGUCCUUCAAAAUGGGCUAAAGAUUGGACUAAAGAUAGUAAACAAAAGAAUGGAAUUCUAUUUCGCAAUCACCGACCCGCUAAUGCCUCUGAUAUUCCAAUUCAGUUUUACCAUCAAAUAUUUGAAACGUUUAUCAACUUUGCAAGGGAUUGUCGAAUAUCAGAGAAGGAAUAUGAACUUGUACUUGAACUUGCCUCUGUGAUGUCCGGUGUAUUUUCGGACGAAAGCCAGAGGGAAGAUGCUUUCAGAUGUUGGCUUGAGUUAUUUUUUGAUAAUGAAAUAGUAAUUCGACCAGAAGAAUCAAAUGAAGCCCACCAAAGUUCACGAAUUGGUGAACUAAGGACAGACGGAAGUAUAUAUCCAAAGAUCGGUAGAGAUAGAGUCCUUUUGGUAAACUUAGAAGUUAAACCUGAGCCUGGUACAAAUGGCGAUUGUUACAUUCAGAACGAUGCCUACUACAAAGAAUUUGUAAUCAAGUCCCGUAACCAGAAAUCGGAGUUUUAUAAUAGGACCUGUUUGCCUGCUUUUCUUAUCAAUCUAGAUGGACCAAAUAUAUCGAUAUCCGGUGCUGUUUGUGCCCCUUUCAUUGUUUGCGAUCGCCUUACAGACAUUUAUCCACUGGAUAUAAUUACUUACGAUAAUGCUAAAGCAGAUGAUGUUGCACGAGUAUUUCUGGCCUUAAAAAAUUCUAUACAUCUAUUAAAAGAUUACUAUAAUUCCGUUUAUGAGUCGAGAGAAACCUCUUGCAAUACUAGCCCUUGGUUUCCACGCAUCAAUAAGAUUGAUUUAGAAGAAGGAACGGCCACCAUUAAAUAUAAGGAGAAGCAUUCUAUAGAUCGAAAUUUAUGGAUUGUAGAAAUCCAGACCGAAAAUACGCAAGAGAAGGGUUUAGUCAAAUUCACCCAAAAAUAUUCCAAAGAAGCACAUAGUACAUGCUUCGAACUAGGUCUAGCACCAAGAUUAUGGGCAGUUAAUAACCUUCAACAAGGCUGGAAGAUUGUCGUUAUGGAAUAUUUGGAGGAACAUAAACCACUACAUACUUUUCAUUCAGAAUUACUUCCCCAAACAAAAAAUGUGGUUAAAAAUGCUGUAAAGUUGUUUCAUGAUUCCGGUUACGUACAUGGAGAUCUUCGUGAUGUAAACAUCAUGGCCAAAUACAAAAAUGGUGAAAUUGAUAUAAAAUUUGUGGAUUUUGAUUGGGCGGGAAGAGAAGGAGAGGCAAAGUAUCCCGAAAGUCUAAACCCUGAUAUUAACUGGCAUCUAGAUGUUGGCUGGCACAAAUUAAUCAAGAGGGAGCACGACAAUCAUUUAGUUGAUAAUAUAAUGUCUGAUUACGAACCCUCAAAAAAGCGACGACGCCUCUCAGAAUGGAUGAAUUAA
Messenger RNA from Dentiscutata heterogama, 1446 nucleotides. Lineage: Eukaryota; Fungi; Glomeromycota; Glomeromycetes; Diversisporales; Gigasporaceae. The record is from the annotation of a GenBank genome assembly.